GCUUCCAGCACUGCGCUAGCAAACACAUUGCUGUCAAGCCAGUUGUCAUCAACCGAAUGUCAAUAUAAUUUCCAAAAUUACCGCCUUUUGCUUGGAGCUGACAGUAAAUUAAGGAGGCACAAGGAAAUAUUUGGAGAUCGUAACAAACGGAGUUUAAAAAUCAUUGUACAAACUAUAUUGUAGAUAAUUGUGAUGAAGCCGAAAGCGGAACUGUAUGGUAGUCAGAAUCCUGGACCAGAAAGAAUGGAACUUUUAGCAUCGGAUACGCUUUGUUCUCUGCACAAAUACAAUCUGCGAAGCAAAGGACCACCGAGAUAUGUACGCUUUUCUGAUGAUGAAUGUCCCAUUUGUCUAGAAGACUUCAACUCUCCGGUGAUAGUAAACUGUGGCCAUUCGUUUUGCAAACGCUGCAUCGAGAAGUGCAUGAAAAUUGGCAAACAUGCAGUAUGUCCGAUAUGCAAGGACAAAUUAGUUAAACGGCUAUUUCUGUACAAUCUGCAGCACUUUAAGCAUGAGAUCACAUCAAAUACUGAGUAUCGAAGUAGUACACCUACGGUGCAGAAGAAACAAGACACAAAACACUCGAACAAACCCAUGAAGGCAGCUAGACGAACAGUUGCUUAAAAUCCGUGAUGUCUGAAAAGAUAUGUAAUAUUGAUGUACCUAUAUACUGUAGCUUUAGCCUAUUGUUUUGUUUUUUCAAACGAUCUGAUUGUUUUGUUUAAAAUCUUAACAUUUUGCCGCCUGUUUCUUUACUCUGCCAUGCAAAUGUGCGCGAGUUUUUCAAGUAUGACAUGUCAUGUGUAAAUAAUUACAAAUAUUCCGAAUCGCAUGUUACAUUUUGUCGAAUUUCAUGAUUAGGAGGAACAAAGGAUCAAAUCAAAGGUGAUAAAA
Messenger RNA from Anopheles funestus (African malaria mosquito), 894 nucleotides. Its product is annotated as nuclear factor 7, ovary-like. The record is from RefSeq and is a predicted model, not a curated record. The transcript is spliced from 2 exons. NCBI's taxonomy places the organism in Eukaryota, Metazoa, Arthropoda, Insecta, Diptera, Culicidae. Bases 193 to 624 code for a protein of 143 amino acids.